Maniola jurtina (meadow brown) is the source of this 1510-nucleotide messenger RNA. RefSeq names its product facilitated trehalose transporter Tret1-like. Gene Ontology annotation, cellular component: membrane. Lineage: Eukaryota; Metazoa; Arthropoda; Insecta; Lepidoptera; Nymphalidae. Gene Ontology annotation, molecular function: transmembrane transporter activity. The transcript has 8 exons. Gene Ontology annotation, biological process: transmembrane transport. The coding region runs from base 28 to 1509 and encodes 493 amino acids. The record is from RefSeq and is a predicted model, not a curated record.
UUGCAGAUAGAAUAUGAUAGGAAGCGGAUGGAAAGUGGCGCGAAAGUUAUCAUGGGCACUGAAAAAGUCAAACCUUCAGCGUUUUUAGUGCAAGGAUUAGCUGCUUUCAUAAUUGCGUCACUCACAUCUUUAACUGGUUUCAUAUUCGCGUGGCCAUCGUUUACUAUGGAAAUGUUUAAGUCUAAUUCAACAGUGCUAAGUGCGCCUAUGUCGACGACUCAAGUGUCGUUAUUCGGUAGUUUGACCAACAUAGGUGGUUUGAUAGCAACUCCUUUUUGUGGAUAUGCAGUGGAUAAAUUCGGAAGGAAAUAUUCAGCUAUGAUAUUUGGAGUACCUUUUGUGAUUGCCUGGGGGCUUAUAUCCAUAACUAAAUCGGUAAAUUUAGUACUAUUUUCUAUGUGGUUAGCUGGUUUUGGAGCUGGUGGACAAGGUGUAUCUUCAGUCUACAUAUCUGAGAUAUCACAAGAUUCCAUUCGAGGGGCACUGACUUCCUUUUGUGUAUCAGUAUUUUUAUUGGGGCUUCUAUUCUCCUAUAUCAUCGGAGGACAUUUGUCAUAUGACCAUGUGUUGUAUGUCCAUUUUGUUUAUUCAGCGCUCUAUAUUUUAAUGCUAAUGAUGUUAAAAGAAUCGCCGGUGUAUCUGCUAAAACGGGGAAGAGAAAAAGAAGCAGCAGAGUCAAUAGCGUUCUACCACCGCGUUAAUGUAAACUCUAUAGAAGUACAAAAUGAAAUUACGAAGAUCAAAUUACAACUAGAUCCAAGAAUAGACAAAAUAUUGCAGGGCGGUAAAGAUGUAUUAAGUUUGACAGCGAUGGAAGAACAUAAGGAUAUUAUUGUGCAAGAAAGGAAAAGUGAAUCACCUUGGCAAUUCCUGAGGCGAUCAGAAUCAUCAAAACGAGCGUUAAUAGCUGCGCUUAUAGUGAUGAGCGUGACGAUUCUCAUGGGAUCUGUAGUAAUGCAAAUAUAUGCGGAAUCUCUAUUCAAGCAGGCCAUCCCGACGAUGCAUCCAAACACUUGCUCGAUCUUGCUGGCUGUGGAUUACUUGCUUGCAAGCGCAGUUUGCGCAUGCAUGGUAGACAAAUAUGGAAGGAAGGCUCUCAUGACUACGACUUCCAUCAUAUCUGGAAUAUUUACUUUUCUCCUUGGAUCCCAGCUCCAGAAGCGUUGGGCACCACAUUGGUUCACUGCUUUCAUUAUAUACGGCUACAGUUUUGUUUACAACCUUGGAGUGGCUGUUGUACCUUUUGUGCUUACCGCUGAAGUUUUUUUGCCUGAGGUUCGAGGACUCUGUAACAGCAUGUCCAUGGCAUGUAUGUGGAUAAUGAACUUCAUCAUAAUCUUUAUCUACAAUCCAUUAGUGAUUGCCUUUGGUCCAGGAUGUACAUUCUACAUUUUCUCUGUGGUCUGCUUCUCGGGAGCCGCGUACAGCUAUUUCUGCCUACCAGAGACCAAGGGUCUACCAGCUGACAAAAUUCAGUUGUUAUUCUUGAAAAAGAAAUAUAUGAUUUAAU